AUGUCCCUCGUUGCCUCGCUCGUCCGACUCGCGCCCACCGUGGCUCACCCCGUCCCCGGUGUGCCCAGCGAAGUUAACAAGCUCAACCCCUACCUUCCCCUCCCCAAGGACACCCAGCUCCUUACCAACUCGACCUUCCUCCCGUCGCUCCCGAGCGCUUCCACCGGCGUCGUUCACGUUCUUGGCGCUGAGUCUGCUCAGGCUCCUCGCUCGCCCAAGGCUGUCUCGAUCAUCUCCCGCACUGCCCAGGAGGCUUAUGACCACGCCAUUAUCGCCCAGCGUCUCGCCAAGUCGAACGAUGUGAUUGUCUACCACUUUGUCGCUCCCGCCGCUCUGGAGGGCAAGGUCGAGGAGGUCGACGCCUCCAAGCUGCUUUCCUCAGCUCCUCUCGAGCUCGAGGGAGACUUCGCUGAGGCUCUCCCCAAGGCCUUUGACGCCGCCUCUCUCGAGGUCCUCAAGCUCACCCGCCGCGCUCAGCCCGUUCUCUCCGGCUCUGCUGAGGGUGACCGCGCCGUUCUCAACUUCCUUCCCACUUCGCUCAAGUCUAAGGGCGUCGUUGACAUCGUCCUCGCUUCCCCUCUCAACAGCCAGAAAAUUGCGGGCGUCAAGGCCAAGGAGGUCGUUGUUGUAGAGGGUGGUAACGGCAAGUACGGCUCUGCUUGGGCUGCCGUCGUCGACGCUCUCGACGGACAGGAGGCUACUAUCCGCUCUGUCCUUGUCGCUUCCCCCAAGGCUAUCAGCCAGCUCGAUGCUGCCAUCGCCUCCAGCGCUCCUGUUUCGCGCAUUGGAUCCCCCUCGGCUAUCCCCGAGAUUCCCUCCAGCUCGAUCACCGUUCCCUCCGCCGAGUCGACCUACACCUCGCUCCUGGAGGCUACUCCCCACCCCCUCGAGAUCCUGAACGACCCCGCUCAUCUGUCGGCUAACGAGUCGACCUCCCCCCUCUACGCCUUCGGUAAGGCUGUCGCUAUCCGCACUGAGCGUGAGCGCCUUGUUGAGCUUGUCAAGAAGGUCCUGAAGAACCCCGACACCCGCAAGGAGGUCCACACCGCCCUUGCUGACUGGCUCCUCGUCAAGGACGACAAGAAGAGCGCCGAGGCUGGCGAGAAGGCCGCCCAGGCCCUCGGCCAGGGUGCCAACGAGGACGAGACUGAGCUCGUUGCUCUCGGCAAGAAGGGUCACUGGACCAAGACUGCCCUCUGGAUCGUCAUCUCCAACUCGUGGGCUGCUGACCUCGCUUCGUCUGGCCUCCACCACGCCCUCGUCUCUGGCCUCGACAUCAACCUCCUCGUCUACGAGACCCAGCCCUCGCCCUUCUCGCCCCUCGCCGAGAAGCAGCGCGAGCGCAAGAAGGACCUCGCCCUCUACGCCCUCAACCUGGGAGACGUCUACGUCUCGUCGGUCGCUGUGUUCGCCGACUACGCCAACGUCAUCAACGCCAUGCGCGAGGCUGAGGCCUAUAGCGGCCCUUCGCUCGUCCUCGCCUACCUCCCCUGGGGUGAGAAGGAGGACGGUGCCACCAUUGGCACCAACGACAAGGUCGGCCCUCUUGAGCGCCUCCGCGAGACUAAGCGUGCUGUCUCUGGCGGCUGGUGGCCCCUCUUCCGCUGGAAUCCUACCGCGGCCGACGAGAAGCGCUUCACUCUCGACGCUCCCCACAUCAAGAACGCUCUUGCUGAGUUCCUCGACCGCCAGAGCCACCUCUCGCAGCUCACUCGCGCUGAGCCCGCGAUCGACCCCAAGGUUACCGGCUCGAAGGGCACUGACCUCGCCGCCGCCCGCAAGCAGAAGGCUCGCGAGGCUUACGACCGUCUCCUGAACGCCCUCGACGGCCCUGGCCUCCUCGUCCUCUUCGCCUCUGACGGUGGCAACGCUGAGAAGACCGCUAAGCAGCUCGUCUCUCGCGCCAAGAUGCGUGGUGUUUCUGCCUCGCUUCGUGUCCUUGACUCCAUCGCCGAGGACAUCAUUGGCAACCUCGCCGAGGAGGCCAACGUUGUCAUCGUCACCUCGACCGCCGGUCAGGGCGAGUCGCCCCUGAAUGGCCGUGAGUUCCACAAGGCUCUCGCCAAGGUCGACGCUGCCGAGGUCAAGUCCAAGCUCGCCGACACCAAGAUCUCGGUCUUCGCCAUGGGUGACUCCAAGUACUGGCCCCGCAAGGAGGACUACAUCUACUACAACAAGCCCGGAAAGGACCUCUUUGCCAAGCUCACCGGCCUUGGCGUCACUGAGCUCAUUCCCCUCGGUCUCGGUGACGACUCUGACGCCGACGGAUGGAAGACGGGCUACAAGCCUUGGGAGGCUGAACUCUGGAAGGCCCUUGGCGUCGACUCGGUCGACGUUAUCGAGGAGGCCGAGGAGGUCGUUGCCAACGAGCACAUCAAGAUUGCCUCGAACUACCUCCGUGGUACCAUUCUCGAGGGUCUCGCCGACAAGAGCACUGGUGCCAUCGGUGCCUCGGACCAGCAGCUCACCAAGUUCCACGGUACCUACAUGCAGGACGACCGUGACAUCCGCGAGUCGCUCGCCGCCCAGGGCCUCGAGCCUGCCUACUCGUUCAUGAUCCGUGUCCGUAUGCCCGGUGGUGUCUGUACCCCCGAGCAGUGGCUCCACAUGGACCGCAUCGCCGACGAGCACGGCAACAGCACCUUCAAGCUCACGACCCGUCAGACCUUCCAGUUCCACGGUGUCGUCAAGGCUCACCUCAAGCCCGCCAUGCAGGCCAUCAACCGCUCGCUGCUUGACACCAUUGCUGCCUGUGGUGACGUCAACCGUAACGUUCUCUGCUCCUUCAACCCGAACAUCUCCAACGUUCACCAGGACGCUUACCAGUUCGCCACCGACAUCUCUGAGCACCUCCUGCCCAAGACCACCGCCUACCACGAGAUCUGGCUCGACAAGAAGCCCGUCUUCACUGGCGCUGUCCAGGACAUGGAGCCCCUCUAUGGCCCUUACUACCUUCCCCGAAAGUUCAAGAUCGCCGUCGCCGUUCCCCCUGACAACGCCGUCGACGUCUUCACCAACGACCUCGGCUUCAUCGCCAUCGUUGAGAACGACAAGAUCAUCGGUUACAACGUCUCCGUCGGUGGAGGUAUGGGUGUCACCCACUCCAACAAGAAGACGUACCCUCGUCUUGCUGACGUUCUUGGUUUCGUCACUCCUGAGGACGGUGUUCUCGCUGCUGAGGCUGUCAUGCUCACCCAGCGUGACUUCGGUAACCGUCAGGACCGUAAGAACGCUCGUCUCAAGUACACUGUCGACCGCCUCGGUGUCCCCACCUUCAAGGCUGAGGUUGAGAAGCGCAUGAAGAAGCCCUUCCAGCCCGCCAAGCCGUACACCUUUGACUCGAACCUCGACCAGUUCGGCUGGGAGAAGGGACAGGACGGCAAGAACCACUUCACGCUGUUCAUCGAGAACGGUCGUGUCGAGAACACUGCCCAGCACCAGUUCAAGGACGGUCUCCGCGAGAUUGCCCAGGUCCACAAGGGCAUGUUCCGCCUGACUGCCAACCAGCACGUCAUCCUCUGCGACGUCGACGACGCCGACCUGCCCAACAUCAAGCGUCUCCUUGCCAAGUGGGGUCUCGACAACAUCAACCACUCUGGUCUCCGUCUCUCGUCCUCGGCCUGUGUCGCCUUCCCGACCUGUGGUCUUGCCAUGGCCGAGUCGGAGCGCUACCUCCCCGUCCUCAUCGACAAGGUCGAGAAGAUCUGCGAGGAGGCCGGCGUCGGCCACGACGCGCUCGUCAUGCGCAUGUCCGGAUGCCCGAACGGAUGCUCGCGUCCGUGGGCCGCCGAGGUCGCCUUUGUCGGCAAGGCGCCCGGCUCGUACAUGAUGCUUCUCGGUGGAGGGUACAACGGAGAGCGCCUGAACAAGCCGUUCAAGGAGAGCGUGACCGAGCCCGAGAUCCUGGAGAUCAUGGGCGACCUCAUCCGACGAUGGGCCAAGGAGCGCAACGACGGCGAGCGCUUCGGCGACUGGACCGUCCGCGCCGGCAUCAUUGCGCCGACCAAGAGCGGCAAGACGUUCUACGAGAACUCGUGUAUUGCGUAA
Molecule: messenger RNA, 4047 nt
Organism: Trichosporon asahii var. asahii CBS 2479
Lineage: Eukaryota; Fungi; Basidiomycota; Tremellomycetes; Trichosporonales; Trichosporonaceae
Exons: 1
Coding region: 1-4047 (1348 amino acids)
Biological process (GO): amino acid biosynthetic process; sulfate assimilation
Cellular component (GO): sulfite reductase complex (NADPH)
Molecular function (GO): heme binding; FMN binding; sulfite reductase (ferredoxin) activity
Source: RefSeq, a predicted model, not a curated record